CUUCAGACCCAAGCUCUCUCCCUCUCGAUUUCUCUUUCACUGGUGAAUGUAAGCGCGUUACGUUAAACACUUGGUCUAUUGCUUCUUGAUUUUAGAUUUCAAUCUAUGUUUUUGAGCUGAGCAUUUUCUGUUAGAGAUGUCUCGAAGAUAUGACAGCCGCACAACAAUCUUUUCCCCAGAAGGGCGCCUCUACCAAGUUGAGUACGCAAUGGAAGCUAUUGGAAAUGCAGGGAGUGCUAUUGGAAUUCUGGCUAAAGAUGGAGUUGUGUUAGUCGGUGAAAAGAAGGUCAUAUCCAAGUUGCUCGAAACCUCCACAUCAGUCGAGAAGAUGUACAAGAUUGAUGAUCACGUAGCGUGUGCUGUGGCUGGAAUCAUGUCGGAUGCCAAUAUCCUCGUCAACACAGCACGGCUCCAGGCCCAGCGCUACUCAUUUGCCUACCAAGAGCCAAUGCCACUAGAGCAGCUAGUUCAGUCUCUAUGCGACACCAAGCAGGGCUACACACAGUAUGGCGGCCUUCGCCCUUUUGGUGUUUCCUUUCUGUUUGCAGGCUGGGACAAGAACUAUGGGUUUCAGCUUUACAUGAGCGACCCGAGUGGGAAUUUCAGUGGCUGGAAAGCUGCAGCAAUUGGGGCGAACAACCAAGCUGCACAGUCCAUACUCAAGCAGGAUUACAAAGACGACAUCACCAGAGAAGAGGCUGCUCAGCUUGCUAUAAAGGUGCUCAGCAAGACCAUGGAUAGCACCAGCCUCAACUCGGAGAAGCUUGAAUUGGCUGAGAUAUUCCUGGCUGCUGGGACCGUGAAGUUCCAGAUGUGCCCUUCUGAUAAGCUCAACAAGAUGCUGGUGAAGUCGGGUUUAACGCAACCUUCUGCAGACGCGUAGUGAGUAUGAUCCUUGCAUCUCGCCUCAUUAAUAUUUGAGUAUAAACGAUCUUUUGAAUCCGUUUUCAGUUUUGAAUAAUCAAUUUGCAGAUCCUAAUCAAUGAUAUACAAUCAUAAGCCCAUUUCUUUAGCUGUUAUCGACUUAGAGAGAUUGGCCGUUGCCAUUGUUGAUUUACAUUUCCCACACUAAAUCUAGUCUUAUUUUCAGUUGA
This is a messenger RNA of Salvia hispanica, 1094 nucleotides long. RefSeq names its product proteasome subunit alpha type-4-like. NCBI's taxonomy places the organism in Eukaryota, Viridiplantae, Streptophyta, Magnoliopsida, Lamiales, Lamiaceae. Gene Ontology annotation, biological process: ubiquitin-dependent protein catabolic process. Gene Ontology annotation, cellular component: proteasome core complex; proteasome core complex, alpha-subunit complex. The record is from RefSeq and is a predicted model, not a curated record.